Messenger RNA from Macrosiphum euphorbiae (potato aphid), 1719 nucleotides. The record is from the annotation of a GenBank genome assembly. Lineage: Eukaryota; Metazoa; Arthropoda; Insecta; Hemiptera; Aphididae.
AUGGAUUGGAUGUACGAUGGUACAAGAGUACAAAAAGACGACUACCUUUUGGGGAAAAAAAUCGAUAGAAAAUAUGGCGAAAGCACAGAUAACGAUUCAAUUUUGCCGCCACAAAUAUGCGCAUCAGAUAAAUUUUCUCAAGUAGACUUGACAAAAAAAAUUUCAGAAGAUCCAUUGGUUAAUAUAAAAAAGCGGGAAAUUGAAUGCACGCAGAAAAUUCUUCAAAAUCCGAUGCGCCUGAAAAAACAACAAAAUAUUCGAAAAGAAAAACAUACUAUUGAUGAUCAUCAGUUAGAUAUGAUACUAGUUAGCCGUUUAAAAUCAUAUGAAAAAGCUGGAUUAGAUCUUGCAAAGAUACUGUCAAUUACCAAACAUAAAGAUAAAAAAGAACACAAAAAAAAACAUAAGACUGAUACAUCUAGUUCUGAAGAAGAUGAAAAAUCAACGAACAAGAAAAAAAAGUAUGUACAAAAGUCUGGCAGUUUUGAACGAGAGGAAAUAAAACAAAAUGGUAAAAAAUCUCUUAAAUAUGGUGAUGACAGGCAAAAAGACAACAAAAAUAAGAGAGAUAGACAGAGGUCAAUUUCUUCUUCAGAUGGUAAAGAUUUUUCUAAGAGAAAUAAAUUAACAAAAGAAUAUAAACAUCAUAAAAAUGAUGACCAUAAAUACAAUGAUCAUCACAGAAAACAUAAAUCAGUGAGUACUGAUGAUAGCGAUGACAAUCAGCAAGAUAAUAAAAAAAAAAGAAAUAAACGUAACAGAUCCAUCUCGGAAGAAAAAUAUGAACAAAAUGAUAAAACUUCAAAAAAUAAAUAUAGAAAUAAUCAUCAUGCUGAAGAAGAUAAUAAGAAAAAAUACGGUGAUAAUAUGAAAAAAGUUGAACAAUAUCAACAGCAAGAAUCUAAAUCUAAAUAUAGAGAUAGAAGACAUGAUAAUAAAAGGAAACGAACACCAAGUUCAGAUAGAGAAUUGGAACGGAAAAAACCAAUCAGUGCCUCUGAGCAAAGUAAAUAUAAGGCUAAAAUUAAUGACCACCAUCAUAGACCAAACAGUUCUGACAAAGAACACGAGUCAAGGGUUUCCAAAGAUUCAAAAAAUAGGUAUGGAUAUCGUAAAAAUUUGAAUACUCGAAGAAGUAGAUCAUCAGAGAGUCCCCCAAAAAGAAACAAACAUCAAAAAACAAAUGAAAUUAAAAAAGAUAAAAACAAACCGAAAGCCAGUAGUUCAUCAAGUUCAGAUGAUGAAAAAAAGAAUAAUAAUGCAGUAAAACAGAACUCCAAACAUCGACAUAGUCCAGAACUUCAAUCAGAUAAAGAAACUGAUGAACACAAAGGAAACAAGAACUAUGGAUUAUAUGUUCCUAAAGGUAACAUUGUAAAAAGAUCAUCUAACAGUCCGGCAUCUAUAAAAGAAAAAAAAAAUUCAAGUAUUGUCCGACCCAAAACACCACCUGCCAAGAAAAAGAAAUUGACUGAAAAAGAAAUGGAGAAAAUGAGAAUAGAAAUGAUGGAAAAUGCUAAAAUAAGAGAUAAAGAACGUUCUUCCAAUGUCAAACGUUAUAGAAAAGAAGAUAAAAAAGAGGAAGAAAAACAAAAACCAUAUAACAAAGAGUUUUUAAUUAAACAAUUUGCACAUGCAGCUUCUCAAGUCAGUGUUGAAAGAAGUAUCAAGUCAAGUGUCAAUAAACUGCAAAAGAAUAGUAAUAGUAUUGCUGAUUAA